CCGCCCGGGUUGGCUGCCGCCCGGCCGCCCCGCUCGGUCCGCCCCGCUGGGUGGCUCGGCCCCGGCAGGAGAGCGAAGAUGGCGACGCGGGCGGGCGGCUUCCCGGCCAGGCAGUGGCUGCGGGCGCUGCGCGGGGGAGACCCCCGGCCCGGAGCCCGGGGUUAUUCCAAAGAUGCUGAAAGUAGCUGGUUCCGCUCGCUCUUCGUCCACAAAGUGGAUCCCCGGAAAGACGCCCAUUCCAACCUCCUGUCCAAGAAAGAGACCAACCACCUGUACAAGAUCCAAUUCCACAAUGUGAAGCCCGAAUGCUUGGACGCCUACAACAAACUCGCGGAGGAAGUCCUUCCCAAGCUACAUUCCGACUCCGGGUAUCCGUGUGAACUGGUUGGCAACUGGAAUACCUGGUACGGCGAUCAGGACCAGGCAGUUCACAUCUGGAGAUUCGUCGGCGGCUACUCAGCCCUCAUGGAGUCCAUGAACAAGCUGAGGGAGAAUCAGGAAUAUUUACAAUUCCGUAAAGAGAGGAGUCAGAUGCUCCAUUCCCGAAGGAACCAGCUGCUCCUGGAGUUCAGUUUUUGGAAUGAGCCUCUGCCCCGCGCCGGGCCCAACAUCUACGAGCUGCGAACCUACAAGUUGAAGCCGGGGACCAUGAUUGAAUGGGGAAACAACUGGGCUCGGGCAAUUAAACAUCGUCAAGAUAACCAGGAAGCGGUGGGCGGCUUUUUCUCCCAAAUUGGAGAGCUAUACAUCGUACAUCACUUAUGGGCCUACAGAGAUCUGCAAUCUCGAGAGGAGACGCGGAACGCUGCCUGGAGGAAGCGAGGAUGGGAUGAAAAUGUUUAUUACACAGUUCCUCUCGUUCGGAGCAUGGAAUCCAGAAUCAUGAUCCCAUUGAAGAUUUCCCCGUUGCAGUGACCCGUCUUCCCUGGGCAGCGCAAGGCUCAGCCGUUACCCAAGAGAAGAAGGGAAAAAAAAAAUUCGUUACAUUUCCUCCCCAGUCCCUCUAAUAAUCUUCGUUACAUCCCGAUUUUCUAACGUUUUCUGCUUUGUAUAGAGCUGGGUUGCUCCACCUAGAGUGCUUGUGCGGACUUCAACUCCCAGAAUUCCCCAGCUAGCACGCUUUCAAGAAAGCAGGAACUUCAACUCCCACAAUUCCUGAGUCGGCGUGGCCGGCCGGGCAAUCCUGGGAGUCAAAAGUCCGCACAACUUAAAGCGUCACGGAUCCCCGACUCCCUGACCACAGCCUAUUUGUAACCGGGCCGCGGGCCGGCGCACGCACACACACACACAGCUCAACUCGUGCGUGCGGUGGGCCAGUGUGCGUACACACACAAUUGAGCUGCCUGUGUAUGCGUGUGCAUGCUACCCCACCACUCACGUGGCCCGGUUCCGGGAGUGAAAUGCUACCGGUUCGGACUGGUUCUCCCGAACCGGUAGUAAUAAAAGGUACCGGUUUGGGUGAACCGGUAGUAAAAAAAAAAUAAUGCUACCAGUUCGGGCAAACCGGUAUUUCUGAUGAUCAGCUGUGCCGCGCGAUGUCUGUUCGCUAGAAAGCAGGAAAUCCUGCCAAUCUAAAAUAGUGCGGCACAGCUGUUCCCGCUUCCCUCGCUGUUCUACUUACUUUAGAAAAAGGUGCUUAAUCCUCCUUUUUCAGCACUGCGCUGUGCCUGCAUGUUUGGCGUUCACACACCGCGCAUGCGUGCACAAAAAGAACCAGUAGUGAAGUGAAGAGGUAGCAGAUUUCAGAGCAUUUCACCCUUGCCUGGUUCCCCUCUUUCUCCACCAUCCCAAGCCGGGCCGCCAAGUUGCAAAAAUCGGGGACCGCUGCCCUAGGUUGAGAAACACUUAUCUAGAGAGAUUUCUGUCCUUUUUUUUUUUAAUCAUUCCAUUCUAUUUUUUUCUUCCUGCCAACAUGUUAAUUUCCAACCUUAGCGGUGAGUCCUGCUCUUGUUUCUUCAGAGAAAGAGGAAAAUCAAAUAUUUGACCAAUGGCCAUUGUUACACCUUGACAGUUGUCCUUGGUGUCGGCGGUGAGGGAUGGAUGCUUUUUAAAAAAUGUUAGGUACCGGUUUCUCUUGCCUAGCGUCCGGCCUCUUUCCUGGAGGGGGGAGGCGAGCCCCUCCCCACCCACCCACCCAGCCUCCUUUUAAGAAGGAUGAGCAUUCUGCCAUUUGGGAGCAUGGAUGUGGGCUAGCCAUCGCUGCGGAUGUUCCUGGCAGGCGUGUGAGAUGGAGCCACGUAAAGAGAAUGGAUGAUGACAGUAGCGAUAAUAAUAAUAAUAAAAGUCUGCUUUUCAAGGGCCGUGCGACCUGCCUUAUUGCACAUGUAAAUUAAAUGUUUAACAUACUGAUCUGAGAUGCGCUGUUAAGGAUUUAGGAUUGAGAGGUUGGGGCAGAAGCUGUUGUGACCGGGGCCCGAGUAGGUAGUAGGAAACUCAGUCUGUGAAGAAACGAACAAACUUUAUGCGAACAGCUGAGAAUGACUUCAUUCUCAGCGUCGUUCAACGCAAAUUAAAACAAAUUCCUCCCAACACAAAUUCCUCAGUUAUCUCACAAACCUUGGUCCAAUUAGGCAAACUGCCAAAGGCCUUUCUUGGCAAACGUUCAGAAGUCACAAAAAUAAAGGCAAGAUGUAGACGAGGCAGAAGGCAAAGCUACCAAUGUAGGGCCUCUGGUGGCUCAGCAGACUAAGUCUGUUAUUAACAGCAGCUGCUUGCAAUUACUGCAGGUUCAAGUCCCACCAGGCCCAAGGUUGACUCAGCCUUCCAUCCUUUCUAAGGUCGGUAAAAUGAGGACCCAGAUUGUUGGGGGCAAUAAAAGUUGACUUUAUAUAUAAUAUACAAAUGGAUGAAGACUGUUGCUUAAUACUGUGUAAGCUGCCCUGAGUCUUCGGAGAAGGGCGGGAUAUAAAUGCAAAUUUAAAAAAAACAAAAAACGUUGUUUUCCGGCAAAGCCCAAACGCCAUUGAUGGUCUGUUUAAAGCCUUAUGGGUUUUAAGCUCUGUUGGGGAUCUUCUUUUCUGAAGCUCUGAAGCUUCUUUUAGCCUCUGAAACCUCAGUUUGAGAAGCUGGGUAGGGCUGCAUUCAGAGUAUAAGACACACCCAGAUUUUCACCCUCUUUUUUGGGGGAGAAAAGGUGCCUCUUAUACUCCAAAAAAAUACGGAAACCUGUGGAACAGCUUGCCACCGGAAACUGUGGGUGGUCCAUCACUGGAGGUUUUCAAAGGUAUAAUGAGGACCCAGAUUGUUGGGGGCAAUAAAAGUUGACUUUGUGUAUAAUAUACAAAUGGAUGAAGACUAUUGCUUAACACAGUGUAAGCCGCCCUGAGUCUUCGGAGAAGGGCGGGAUAUAAAUGCAAAU
Molecule: messenger RNA, 3358 nt
Organism: Ahaetulla prasina
Lineage: Eukaryota; Metazoa; Chordata; Lepidosauria; Squamata; Colubridae
Gene: NIPSNAP1
Product: nipsnap homolog 1
Exons: 10
Coding region: 79-915 (278 amino acids)
Cellular component (GO): mitochondrion
Source: RefSeq, a predicted model, not a curated record